AUGAGCUUUACAUACGAAGGCGGUGUUAUAAAGUGCGAAGAUUUUAUGUUCGACGAUGCGUGUGGUGGUCUGGGACUUCAAUAUUUCAACGCUCUGAGGCUGCACAAACAACAACCAGCGCAGAUUAAUACUCAGAACGAUGAGUUCGAUACUUUCAGUCAACUCCUCACGAAAACCGUAAGAACUUCGUUGGAAUUAAAGAAAAGAGGAAUCCGAUCCCAAGAUCUGAUAGCCGUCUGCACCACAAAACAAAAUUUAAACGCCUGCGUACCCAUUCUAGCCGGGCAAUAUUUGGGCGCAAUUACUUUCAGCCUGGACCCUUCCUUAAGUAUAUCCGAAUGCUCAGAACUGCUGGCGCAAGUACAUCCCAAAAUAAUAUUCGUCAUAGACAAGGCAACUGACACCAUAAAACGUUCGCUCGAAAAUUGCGGGAUAGAUGCCGAGAUAAUAUCUUUCGGGCAAGAAUUCGAACUGCAGUUUCUUCAACCGCAAGAAGCAGAAGAUUAUUUUCGACCGGUUUACAUCGGAAAUUUGAAACAGACGGCCGUCAUACACUUUAGCAGUGGUACCACAGGGACACCAAAGCCGAUUUGUCUAAAUCAUUAUUAUUUCUUGACGUUAAUCGACAGGUCGCGGAAAAGAGGAUCGGGGAUUUCCUUAAGAUUCGCGAACUUUUACUGGGUAUCCUCUUCGAUGGAGCUGGUAAUGUUUACAGUUCGUGGCGGCUGCCGGUUGCUAAUGGAGCACUUCAACGCCGAUGACAUAUGGACCGUUAUCGACAAGUACAAGGUGACAGACUUAGGUCUGACGCCAAUGGAAUGCAUUGAGCUGACGUUAACUACACGACCGCCUUCAGUCGAAACGUCCAGCCUGAAAGAACUGAUGACCGGCGGUCAAGUUUUGCAUCAAGAUUACCUGUUAGCGUUAAAGAAACUUUUUCCCGAUACCAAAGUUUUCCAAAUUUACGGUAUGACCGAAGUUGGUUUUGCAACCAAAUUUGAUGAAGAGCGUCUACGCAAUAAACCCUUAAGUUGCGGAAUACCCACUAAAGGGUUGUGGUAUAAGGUAGUCGAUAUCGAGACGAGGAAAGUCCUGGGACCCAACCGACCGGGAGAGCUGAUGAUCAAAGCCAAACAUAUGUUCACCACGUUUUACAACAGAUCCGCUGCGGGCAGUUUCGACCAGGAUGAAUUUUUCAAAACGGGAGACAUGGUGUAUUACGACGACCAGUUCUGUUUCUUCGUGGUCGACAGAUUAAAGGCAAUAUUAGGAUGGAAAGAUUAUUUGAUCUACCCGUCCCACAUCGAAGAGGUUCUGAUCAGGCACCCAUCGGUUCAAAACGCGGUCGUUAUCGGAAUACCGCACAAAGUCGAAUCCGAACGUCUGCUGGGCGUGGUUGUUUUGAAAAGUAACGCACCCAAGGUCACCGAAGAAGAGCUGGUGAGAUUUGUAGAUGAAAGAGUACCCGACCACAAAAGGCUUAGGGAAGGGGUUAAGUUUAUGGAUUCCUUCCCAACUACCGUUACUGGAAAGAUCUGCAGGAGAAAAAUAAAAGAGCAAAUUUUGUUCAAAUAUUAUAAUCAGUACGACGACCUGUCAUUUUUAAAUCCUAGGGAUGCAAAGUAUUGUCGGUCCUGAUAAUGCAGAGCCCGAGAAUACAAAUAAGUAAAAUUACCGAGGGGUUAACCACAGGGAGGAGGGUAUACGUAUAAUUUGUUGGAAUACCUCUGGAAUUCAUUUGUAAUUAGUUGGAAUGCCUCCGGUAUUCGUUAGUACCUCCUCCUUAUCUUAUCUUCGGUUUACAUUGGCAAAUAUUGUAGCGCGGCUAAUUUCGUUUGCUUCUGCGCGAAAUAUAUCAAUAUAUGUCAUUCCUAUUCAUUAUCUUAGGUUUUAGAGCCACGGUGCUCAUUUAGUUCCAGGACUUCUAUAAUAGUUUGCGUUCUUUGAUCAAAUUUCGAAGGUCAUUUUGUUUUUUCGCACACUGUAGGACAUCGUCACUGGUUACAGCUAAAUUCUUAAUUUGCUAAGAACGCGUCUCAUAUGUUUCUAGAUUUUAAACAUGUAGCGUCGUUCCAAGCUUAUGUCACCAUAAUUCCUCUGCGGUUUAUCCAUCGGAAAUUUCGAUUCAAUAUAAUGUCGAUGGUUUUGGUUUUAUAGCCAUGGUAAUAUUUUGUUGUUCUCAAAAUUCCAACGGAAGCAAUUUUGUAAUUUUUUAUUUUUAUCUGUUUUCAGAUUUGCAUUUGAUUUUGUUUAUCUACCGAAUAAAAUCAAGUUUAUACAGUAUCAGUUUAUUGUUAUCGACACCGCCAUUGUCCCAGUUUUCUCCCGAUAUGGCUUUUAUUUAAUCGAACGGGAGUUAUUGACCGACUUAAUUGCAUAAACAACAUUUUUAUCGCAUAAGAGUAAUUCUGGAAUUUUUUCAAAAAGUUCCAUUUUUCCAUUUACUACGUGCAUUUCGGUCGCCGUCGAACCCGUGCACGACUUUAUGGCUAAAGUGAAUACAGAUGGAUACAC
Cylas formicarius (sweet potato weevil) is the source of this 2514-nucleotide messenger RNA. RefSeq lists its product as uncharacterized. Gene Ontology annotation, biological process: long-chain fatty acid metabolic process; fatty-acyl-CoA biosynthetic process. The transcript has 5 exons. The record is from RefSeq and is a predicted model, not a curated record. Gene Ontology annotation, molecular function: long-chain fatty acid-CoA ligase activity. The coding region runs from base 1 to 1638 and encodes 545 amino acids. NCBI's taxonomy places the organism in Eukaryota, Metazoa, Arthropoda, Insecta, Coleoptera, Brentidae.